CCUCUCCAAGAGAACAGUACAUCGGGAUUAGCUUCACCUGUGAGUUAGUAAAGAAAAAAGACAAAUGUGCAGAAGUAGAGCCUUAUGAACCUUUAUCUUUUUUUCUGGCACAAUGGGCAAGGAGAAAGUUUUGAAGAACUAAGACUCCUUUGCCACUCUGGAGUCCUUAAUUCCUUGAAUUCAGCUCCUUGUUGUGGGAUGGAUUUUAACUUGAGCUGACUUUCCUGCUCUGUUUGAUCAACAAGAGGAAACACUGAUAACAAGGAAACAAGAACUGAAGGUUGGCAUAUUCAAGAGCAUCCAUCUAGCUUCAGUACGUCUGGAAACCUUGGAGCUUCUGCAAUUCUUCAUCAUUUGACUAGUUUCUUCAAAGACAAGGACGUGCUACAGGUUGAACCAUGGCUUUGAUGGUGGUCAAGUUUGAUCUGAAAAAGCGAGUGAAGCUCGCACAGACGGUAUGGUUUAUGUACUGGUUUGCUGUACUGGCAGGCAUCCUGGUCCUCAGCUUGGGCCUGUUCUUCAAGAUUGAGUUGCGGAAGCGCUCAGAACUUAUGGACAACAACGAGAGCCACUUCUUGCCCAACGUGCUCAUAAUCAUGGGACUCAUAGCUUGUGCUAUCAACGCCUUUGGAGGCAAAGUCUGCUACGACUCUUUGGACCCUACCAAGUUUGUAAAGUGGAAGCCCAUGCUGAAGACCUUCUUGGUCUUGUGCAUGGUGUUCAACACCCUGCUGUUUUUCACGUCCCUGCUUUGCUUCGUGAUGCGGAUCCCCCUGCAGUUCACCCUGGCCGAGGGGCUGAAGAACGGCAUGAAGUACUACAAGGACACGGACACACCAGGACGCUGCUACAUGAAGAGGACCCUAGACCUGAUGCAGAUGGAGUUCCGCUGCUGUGGUAAUGACAACUACAGAGAUUGGUUUGAGAUUCAGUGGGUCAGCAACCGCUACCUGGACUUCAGCGCCAAGGAAGUGAAAGAUCGCAUCGGAAGCAACGUGGACGGGCAGUACUUGAUGGAUGGAGUGCCAUUCAGCUGCUGCAACCCCAGCUCCCCCAGGCCCUGCAUCCAGCAGCAGAUGACUAACAACUCGGCUCACUACAGUUACGACCACUACACGGAGGAGCUCAACGUUUGGAAGCGUGGCUGCCGUGACGCCCUGCUGUCCUACUAUGGAGGCAUAAUGAACUCUAUCGGAGCGCUGGUGUUGCUGGUCACCAUGUUGGAGGUGGCCGUGACCGUCGGCCUGCAGUACGUCCACAGCUCCCUGUCCACGCUGGCUAACCCAGAGGACAUGGAGAGCGACAGCGAGGGCUACCUCCUCGAGAAGACGGUGAAGGAGACGUUCACUGACAUCAUGACCAAAAUGAAAACCAUGGGCAAAGGCGCAAAGGUGGAGGAGGGGGGCGAGGAACCUGUUGCAACUGUGAGCUGAGCAAACCCCCACCUGCAGAAACUGAGCUAACUUCCACCUCACGUGGAGACAAAAGAGGGGGCGUUUUCUACCAGACUUCAUUCUGUAGACACUUCCUACUCACAUUUAUCCUAUUAACCACACUUUUAAAUGGACUUAAUUACAAAAAGACUUCUCAAAUAAACAACUCUGUACACAUAGAGGUUAUUAAAUCCUGGCUUUCAGUUGUCAAGAUCCAACUUUGCUUCGCUGUAUCUUCUUAAAUAUAUUUAAAGUUUUGAUAUUAUCUUAAUCUGGAUUUUAUUAUUAAUGCUGUAAAAAAUAAUUUUAACUGUAAUAAUUAUUGAUAAGGAUAAGAUGCUCUCUGGUUGCAAGUAGGGGUGUAUUUUUUCCAAUGUAAAGUGGUCAUUGUGGGGAUGGUGGUUGCUAUGCAACUCCCCCUCUCUUGGAAGCCAAAGUUGCAGAUAUUCACUCUCCAGGAUGCACGGCGUUAUACAUGUCUGACCUCUCUGUAAUGCUUUUGAGCAAUAAACCACACAGGAAAAAUUAUUCCACUCAUAUUCCACCCCAUGCUCUUUCCAUCCUGCUGUCCAAGCCUGGAUAAAGGAAAA
This is a messenger RNA of Nematolebias whitei (Rio pearlfish), 2023 nucleotides long. It is a transcript of the gene prph2a, whose product is annotated as peripherin 2a (retinal degeneration, slow). The record is from RefSeq and is a predicted model, not a curated record. The transcript is spliced from 3 exons. Gene Ontology annotation, biological process: visual perception. Gene Ontology annotation, cellular component: membrane. The coding region runs from base 399 to 1433 and encodes 344 amino acids. Lineage: Eukaryota; Metazoa; Chordata; Actinopteri; Cyprinodontiformes; Rivulidae.